CUAGUCUGUCGGAAAACAACACGAAGAAGAAGUGGUGAGCGCACGCUGGUGCACGCGCGUCACAUGAAGGGGAUGCAUACGCGCGGUGGCGGGGACUGAAGAUGGCGGAUAGUGAUGUUGAACCAGAGCCCGACUGGAGUAAUCGGCCUUCCAACACUGCCGAGGACACUCUCGUCGCCAUGGAAUGCUUGCUCACCACCUUGAGAGCGCUUGAAGCAACGCUCAGGCAACAAGACAUUUCGGAAAUAUCAUCCACCGAAUAUUGCGACAACUUCUGCCAGGCACUGAUGGACUACGCUGGGAGCAGGAAUUCUGUGGAACAUGGUCUUCCUCUCCUGGAGGUCUACUGCCUGGCCAUCAACUGCUUUGCUGCUGCAAGGCCACAUCUCACUGCAGACUCUGACACUGUUGCCCUGGUGUUGAAGAGACUAGCACUGAGCUGUUUUGAACUGUUGCUAUCUGUGCCUGAAAACGAAAUCCCUUAUGAGGCCUGGGUUCAAUUUCACCGCUCUGUUCAGGUGGCACAUGAUGCCUUGUUGGAGUAUGGGAGCAUAGAUCUACAAGCCCUCCUCCAAAUCACAGGGGAGGGAGGAGCGUGGAGUAACCCUGUCCUAAGCGCCCUUCUCACCGGUCAUCCCACAACCGCAGAGGAAGUUGACGCGUACAUCUCCUUGGAGGGGGAGGGCUUCAUGGAGAUGCGGGUUAAACACCUGGAGAAAGUGGGAGAGGUGGCGAAGGCUGUGGUACUGGCUAAGGCCUGUGCUGAAUGCCAUCUUGUCUCCAACCAAACCACCUUCCGCCAGACCUAUGUCUCUCUCCUCUGCCAACUGCUGCCGGGCGAGGAGGCCAUCAUGGAGAUAUCCAGACUGGACUGUAAGGAUGUGCUGGAUAUUACAUGCAAUUUGGAGACUGAGGGGGAGGAUAACACAGCCUUCAUCCUGUGUACUACCUUCCUAACUCAACAGCUGCAGCAGCAGAGCCUGUACUGCUCCUGGGAGCUCACACUGUUGUGGAGUAAGCUGCAGAGAAGGAUCGACCCAUCUUUGGAGUCACUGCUGGAGCGUUGCCUGCAGCUAGGUGCCAUUGCUAAGACUGUCUACCAUCUGCUCUUCCUUGUGCGUGUCAUCCGGACAGAGGCAGAGGAGCUGGGUCUGGCUUCAUCUGUGGAGUUAUGUGUUAAAGCACUACAGCUCCCAAAGCAAGAGGACACAGAAACAAGGAUCGCUGUGUGCAAAACUGUAUCCUGCCUCCUACCAGACGAUCUUGAGGUGUUGCGGGCCUGCCAGCUGACAGAGUUUCUCUUAGGCCUCUCUCAUGUGGCCUUCAGCACCCUUCAAGAGCUCUAUCUGCGGCCCGAUCAGAAGUAUGACCAGGAAAAUGCCAUUAUCCCCAACUCGCUGCGGUGUGAACUUCUCCUGGCACUUAAAGCCCACUGGCCUUUCGACCCUGAAUUCUGGGACUGGAAGACACUCAAGCAUCAGUGCAUCAUGCUGCUGGGGCUUGAACCUGAGCCGGAGGAGGAAGAAGAGAAAGGGAGGGGGCAGGAGGAGGUUAGUCUUGAGCAGGAUGUAAAGGAGGCGGUGGAGAGGGGAUUUGUUGAUAAGCCAAAAGAAUACGUAAAUGGGACAAGUGGAAGCAUUGAUGGUCAUGAGAAAGAUGAAGAAAAUGACCGGGACAGUAAACCACCUUCAAAGCCAGAUGCUGAGGGUACCUCAGAGCAGGGUUCACUGCAGAAGAAAUACAAGUUCUUCUGCAAGAUUUGUAAGAAAUCUGUUACUGAGACUCGAAUCCUUCUUCACUCUAAGAGGCAUGAAGAAAACGGUGUUUCCACAUGCCCUGUCUGCCUGAAGAAGUUUAAGAGCAGAAAGGAUUUUAUCCCACACACCAAACUACACCUUCAGAUGCCAUCCAGAAGCACUCGACAGAAGAAAAAGGACAAAAAGAGGGUUGAUUUGGAUAAGGAAAUGGAGGAGGAUGACUUGGAUGACUUGGAGCCUGGUGAGAUUGCCCUUGACCCAUCCUUAAUGCUGUACUACCAGUCCACACAUGAUCCUGAUGUUCUGGAGCACAUUCUAGAACAAGCUUCAUCUGCACCCAGGAAGCCUGGUCAUGAGGAUAACAUCACAAUUGAAUACAUUAACGUUCAUUUUGAAUUGCAGAAUCGUGACAUAUACACAUGCCCUGCUACUCACUGUACAAAGACUUUUAAGCAUUCCAAGUACCUGGGUGUGCACCUUAAAUCAGAAGACCAUGUUAGCGACGAGAACGUGAAACAUUAUUGUGAAAUGAGAGACCGUAGGGAAAAGUGCACUUACUGUCGGCGCCACUUCAUGUCUGCCUAUCACCACCGCAGGCAUCGGCGUGUGCACUACGGUGACCUGCCUUACAUGUGUAUGGUCACAGAUUGUGGUGCUCGUUUCAGCACCUCCAAUGAGCUUGUCACACAUAAGCAGAGCCAUGGCUUUCAACUUAGCUACCAGUGUGAGCUCAAAGGUUGUAGUCUUUCUUUCUGUGACUUGGGGCAGGUAUACCACCAUGAAGCACAGCACUUUCGUGAUGCAGCAUAUAGCUGCACUAGCCUUGAUUGCAAGAAGUUCUACUUUUCUAAAAAGGAAUUUGGCCGGCAUUUAGCCACACACGGCAUUACCUUCUCUGAGGAAGACUUUGAGGCACAGAGGAAGGCCAAAAGAAAACAUCUUGACUCCAUAACGGAGGAGAUAGCCAGCCCCAAAAAGUCGUGUGACAUAAAGACUGUACUGGAGGAGGUAGUCAACGGGGAAAACAAUGUUACUUUCUCUACAUGCAGUGCCUCCUCCUCACAGAGUUGCAAGGAGCCCAAGGGCACAAUGGCAUCUGUUGCUGUGUGCUUUGAUGGAAAAAAGUUCACUUGUGGUUUCGAAAGGUGUGGAUUGACCUUCUCCAAAGCUAGAGAUGUCCACCAACACCUAAGGUGUGUUCAUCCAGAACAUUUCAAGUCUGAGAAUAAGGAACGCAAAAAUCUUGUCAAAGAGAAGGGCUUGAAAUCGAAAGGUCUAAAGAUAAAAACAGAGAAAAACAACGAUGACAAGAACAAACAUGAACUUGCAACUUGUCUGCUAAUGAAGGGGUCAAACCAGGAAAAUGCUUGUCCUAUUAAGAACACAGCAACAUCUCCCUCAAGCCUGGACAAUGACCCUUUGAGAGAGAUUUUGAUUGGGCUUAGCCAGCUUAGUCUGACUCUCUCCAGCUCUACAAAUGGAUUUUGUGAGCCCUUCCAUCCAAUCUCAGGAUCCACAUCAAAGAUAUCCUGCCAUCAGGGUCUUGGUACCAGGUCCCCAGUUGUGUUUUUGCAAAAGAGAGCGCAACCCGCUGUUGGCAAGAGGGUGAAACUGACAUCAAACACGGAACCAUCAGUAGCCCACAGUCUACCCACAGAGCAACACUUAGAUGCAGACCAGGUCAGCCCCUUUGUUUUGCAAGCCUCUACUAAACCAUACUUCUGUGAGCUUAAUGAUUGCAACUUUAGAAGUGUGACCAGCACAACCCUAAUGCGCCACUACAUGAACAAGCAUAAUUUCUCAGAAAAGAAGGCGAAAGGAAUGAAGAUCCUCAAAUCACUGACAUUUAAGCCAUUUAAGUGUCACCUCUGCUUCAAAUGCCAUAGAGAGAAGACGGACUUGAGGGUUCAUUAUCUUCAGACGCAUAGACUUAGCGAGGCAGUUGUGGAACAAAUGAGCUGUUGGUCUAAAAAGCGGGUUGAGGGUAAACCCCCAGAACCCACCAAGCCAACCGUCUCCAUAACACAACCCCCAGAACCCACCAAGCCAACCGUCUCCAUAAAACAACCCCCAGAACCCACCAAGCCAACAGUCUCCUUUACACAGCCCCCAGAUGACACCGAGCAAACAUCCUCCUUUACACAAAAAUCUCAGACCCCCACCUGGCAACACCCCUCCUGGCAGCAGAAGUACCAAAAAAAGAAAAUAAUGCGACAAAAUAUUGUACAAUUUGCUAAAUCUGGAGACAAGCGUAAGAAAUGCAGUCAUGCUCCAUCUGUGCAGGAUCACUUCGAAGAGGAGGAAAGUGAAGACAGAGGUAUGCGAAGAAGCAAAGGCAGCAUUUAUAUGUGCAAGCACAAGGACUGUGGGCUUAUUUUCUCUCACGCUUCCAGUCUUUAUCGCCACCAGAAGAAGUUACAUUCGCAGGUGAUGGGACAUCCUUCCGUGCUUUCAGAAGACCCAGCUUUACAGAAGUUUAGGUGCAGCUACGCCAACUGUAAUGCUUCUUACCUCCUGAACAGUAGCUUGGUGCGACACACAGAGAGUGAGCAUCCUAACCAGGCGACCAGUAGCUUGGUGCGACACACAGAGAGUGAGCAUCCUAACCAGGCGACCAGUAGCUUGGUGCGACACACAGAGAGUGAGCAUCCUAACCAGGCGACCAGUAGUCUAAAACGUCACAGAAAAAGUGAUCAUCCUAACCAGGCGACCAGUAGUCUAAAACGUCACAGAAAAAGUGAUCAUCCUUACCAGGCGACAUUGUGCUGCAAGUAUGACGGCUGUACAAAAGUGUUCACCCAAAGCAGUAGUCUGGAAAAACAUGUACUCUCUAGCCACCUCAAUUAUUAUGAUUCACUCGUAUUACGUCUCCAGAAUACUCACAAGGACACGUCAGCCACUGGAUGCCAAAAGAAGCUGAUCGUCACAUCUACGCCACAGAAAGAUGAAACCAAGCUACCCCUCAGGCAAUCUCUAAGACACUGCCCAAAGUCUCCUGAAGAUGUUAAGGCUGAAGAAACUAGUGAAGAGCAAGAUGAAGAUGACGUUGAAAAUUUGUCAACUGAAAAGAAAUCCAGAAGGUUUGAAGAUAUGGUAUUCCGUUCCCAUGAGGAGGCCUUGCAGAUGUGCCAAGAUCGUUGUCAACGUGAAGCCUUCCCGUGCAUGGUUCAAGGUUGUGAUUCUGUAGUCAAACUUAUACGUAGUAUGCGCCGUCACUAUUUAAAUUGCCACAAAUUAACCAAUCAUGCUUUUGAAUUGAAUGAGGAUAAGCUUGUGUUUAGUGCAGAGAAACUGGACGAGCUGAUUCAGAGGAAUACUGUAUUAUCUGCUUGCCCUGAUAUGACGAGGGCACCUAACGGAGUUCUGAAGAUGGAGUAUCAAGCAGAGCCAGAUAACCCUGGUGGUCCACCUGUCCCUAUGAGUCUGCACUCCAUCGAAGCAGACACACUUGAUGAGCAUGACCCACUGGGGUUCAAAGAGGAGCCACCUGCUGAGAGGAAUGUUUUGGUGGGUGCCGAUGACUUGCUUUAUGGGGAACCUAGUGGGCACACUGAAGAGCCUGUUACUCAAAACAGCCAAGAGGAGAGGCCAAGGCGAAAAUCCUCAAACCCGCCCGCUCUUGAUCUCUCUCCACCAUCCUCCCUCCGAUUCAGUGUUGAUGAGGGCUUCAUGGACAGUUCAGGCAAAGAUGGUGGCAAACCAACAAUUUCUGUACCAUUGCCCUCCCCUCAAGCUCGCCAGCCACUUAAACGUAAGAACGAACUCUCUGAGCUCCUUCCCAUCCCAAAGGACUCCCAGCCUCACAGCCCUCCCCUUCGCUCAUUUGACCUGGCUGCUUAUAAACCUAUGGGAUUCGAGUCAUCUUUCCUGAAGUUCAUACAGGAGAGCACUAAGGAUGAUGUGAGGCCCCGGGCUUCUCACUGCAACAGCCACAGGCCUGAACCACCUGUGGUGUCUGCUCGGCGGCGGGAUUCCUACAGACGUAACUGUUCUGUAAAAGAGAACAGCCAGAUGGGCCUCUCUACUACCCGUAGCAGGCGGGCUCGAUCUUCCCCACUUCAGCCUCUUCCCAGGACAGGGGAAUACACAUCAGUCCAGAACUUGCGCCUCAUCUUGGACAAGGCUCUGACGGGUUGUGGUGACCUAGCCAUUAAGCAGCUGCAGUACCUCAGGCCCGUGGUAGUUCUUGAGAGGCCAAGGUUUUCCACCUCCUUGCUUGACCUCUUCCCCACAAAAACUAAUGAUAAGCUAAUUCUCGACGGUUCGUAGAACUGAGUAUCUUUGUGUCCAAUAUAAAGACUAUCCCAGUGUUUUUUUUCUAAUGUAAUUACUACUCUGAUGUUAUCAGUAUCUUUUUAAGUUGCCAAACUGAUUAGCUCAAGUACCUUAAUUGACAUACAACAGAUACGUGUGUAAAAUGAUCCUUCCCCUGAUUUUUAAAAAACUUCUUUAGAGUAUUUGUAUUACAUUUUUGUCAGGUGAUGAACGUUCUAAUGUGUAUAUAUAUAUGCGUCUUCUCACUACAAAAUGAAGUUUUAUAAAACAUUUUCAAAUAUUAUUUAGAACGGUGUAGCUCAUUGUACCAUUUCAAUGCUAUUAAUUUGUCUGAAAAAUAGCUUUCAUGGGACAGGAACAUCUCAUUUGCCCACUAAUAACUUGAGGAAAAAUGUUGUCCCCUCUGAAUAUUAAGACCCCUUUCUUUUUUUCAAUGCAGUGGGCAGAUGUGUAAUGCUUUAUAAGAAUAAUAAAUGUUUGAAUAGGCCCUUUCAAAAAUAUUAAAUUGCAUUGUCUAUCUUUAUUUUCCUUGUCAUGCCUUUACAUUGAUUAGUCUUUAAACUCUUCAGGGAACUAGUGAGUGAAAAUAUAGUGGACUAUUUAAUACUAUCUAUGAAAAUAAACACAUUUUACUUUA
This is a messenger RNA of Oncorhynchus keta (chum salmon), 6669 nucleotides long. It is a transcript of the gene rlf, whose product is annotated as RLF zinc finger. Bases 102 to 6026 code for a protein of 1974 amino acids. The transcript is spliced from 8 exons. Gene Ontology annotation, biological process: regulation of transcription by RNA polymerase II. Gene Ontology annotation, molecular function: DNA binding; DNA-binding transcription factor activity, RNA polymerase II-specific. The record is from RefSeq and is a predicted model, not a curated record. NCBI's taxonomy places the organism in Eukaryota, Metazoa, Chordata, Actinopteri, Salmoniformes, Salmonidae. Gene Ontology annotation, cellular component: nucleus.